AAACAAGUUAAAUCGUUCAAAAAUCGGGAUUUUGUUAAAUUUCUGGUGCUUUGCAUUGAAUCAACAAUGUCAGAUCAGAAGAAAAAAAGUAAAAAAUCGAAGGAGGAAAUAGCCCGACAGUUCGAUCUUCCGGAGCGAAAAAGUAAGAUCGCGACAAUACUGAAACAGGAUGGCCAAGCGUACUGCAUCUGUCGGUCUUCCGAUUCGUCACGGUUUAUGAUCGGUUGCGAUGCCUGUGAGGAAUGGUACCACGGCGAUUGUAUCAACGUUUCGGAAAAGGAGGCAAAACACAUCAAGCACUACUACUGUCAGCGCUGCAAGGAGGAAGAUCCGUCGCUGCAGACCGUCUUUCGUUUGGUGCCGGCACAAGCGCCGGUAAAUAAUUCCGACGAAAAGAAGCAGAAAAAGCCGAAGGAAAAAGGAACAGGCAGCAAAUCGGAAAAACGAUGUGGUCAAUGCGAGGGUUGCAAUGCGCAAAGCUGCGGAAGCUGCGAUGCUUGUCUGGGAUAUAUGGCUAACGGACGGAAGCAACGGUGUGAGUUGAGACAAUGUACCAAUACGGUCAGCAGGAAAAAAGACCGAGAAUCGAAAGCGGCAUCUCGAGCUAAGAAGCGGAAAAGAUCAUUGACUCCGGAGGUGGUGCGAAAUCCCGCUUUGGAAGGUGACCGGCAAUGUUUUGGACCGGGGUGUAUAAUGACGGCGAGACCGCAAUCAAAGUAUUGCUCCGACCACUGUGGUAUGAAGCUGGCAACCAGCCGAAUUUAUCAAGUUCUUCCCCAGCGCAUUCAGGAAUGGUCGCUAAGCCCGGCGAUUUGCGAGGAACAGAACAAAAAGGCCCUUGAAGCCAUUCGAACAAAGCAAACCAUUGUCCGAGCGACUCUAGCGGAACUGGAUAAGCGGCAUGCCGAAUUAGAUCUGCUGGUUGAUCGUGCCAAGCGGUGCACCCUGGACCCGAACGCUCUGGACAACAACGACGUAGAGGAUGAAAUGUCUACCUAUUGUAUCACCUGCGGGCACGAGAUUCACUCCAAAACGGCGAUACGGCACAUGGAAAAAUGCUUCAACAAGUACGAAAGCCAGGCAAGUUUUGGCAGCAUCUUCAAAACGCGAAUCGAAGGCAAUUCGAUGUUUUGCGAUUUCUACAAUCCGGCCAGCAAAACGUACUGCAAGCGGUUGCGUGUGCUGUGCCCCGAGCACUGCAAGGAUCCGAAAGUGAGCGACACGGACGUGUGCGGUUGUCCACUGGUGCGCAACGUUUUCCAGCUGACCGGGGAGUUUUGUCGGGCUCCUAAGAAAUCCUGUUUCAAGCAUUACGUGUGGGAGAAAAUUCGAAGGGCGGAAAUAGAUCUAGAGCGCGUUCGGCAGUGGUUGAAAAUGGAUGAACUCGUCGAACAGGAGCGCCAAAUUCGGCAGGCCAUGGCAUCGCGCGCCGGUGUCUUGGGACUUAUGUUGCAUUCGACGUACAACCAUGAAAUUAUGGAGAAACUUUGCAGUGGAAAACUUCAAUAAGAUAGUUCAGAUCAUGUAGUUUAAAAAAAACAUAACCGUUUAUUUCAACUUCUCUCACUCAUUUUCGUUUUUGUUUCAAACUACGGGAACAAUAUUUUAAUAAAUAA
Sabethes cyaneus is the source of this 1616-nucleotide messenger RNA. Its product is annotated as CXXC-type zinc finger protein 1-like. The transcript has 4 exons. The coding region runs from base 67 to 1509 and encodes 480 amino acids. Gene Ontology annotation, cellular component: Set1C/COMPASS complex. NCBI's taxonomy places the organism in Eukaryota, Metazoa, Arthropoda, Insecta, Diptera, Culicidae. Gene Ontology annotation, molecular function: zinc ion binding; DNA binding. Gene Ontology annotation, biological process: positive regulation of DNA-templated transcription. The record is from RefSeq and is a predicted model, not a curated record.